CAGGUACAAAAGGCUGGUUGACAACAUCUUCCCGGAGGAUCCCGAGGAUGGCCUGGUGAAGACCAACAUGGAGAAGCUGACCUUCUACGCCCUCUCAGCUCCAGAGAAGCUGGACCGAAUUGGCGCCUACCUCUCUGAGAGGCUCAUACGUGAUGUGGGUCGUCAUCGAUAUGGGUACGUGUGCAUUGCCAUGGAGGCCCUGGACCAGUUGCUCAUGGCCUGCCAUUGCCAGAGCAUCAACCUCUUCGUGGAGAGUUUCCUCAAGAUGGUGGCCAAGCUGCUGGAGUCGGAGAAGCCCAACCUGCAGAUCCUUGGCACCAACUCGUUUGUGAAGUUUGCCAACAUCGAAGAGGACACCCCAUCUUAUCACCGGAGCUACGACUUCUUUGUGUCCCGCUUCAGUGAAAUGUGCCACUCCAGCCACGAUGACAUGGAAAUCAAGACCAAAAUCAGAAUGUCAGGCAUCAAAGGUCUGCAAGGGGUGGUGAGGAAGACAGUGAACGAUGAAUUGCAAGCCAAUAUCUGGGACCCACAGCACAUGGACAAAAUUGUCCCGUCGCUGCUUUUCAAUCUGCAGCACAUAGAGGAGGCAGAGAGCCGCUCUCCCUCGCCCCUCCAAGCACCAGAGAAGGAGAAAGAGAACCCAGCAGAGCUGGCCGAGAGGUGCCUUCGGGAACUGCUGGGCCGGGCCGCCUUCGGCAACAUCAAAAAUGCCAUCAAGCCUGUUCUCAUCCACCUGGAUAACCAUUCUCUUUGGGAACCCAAGGUGUUCGCCAUCCGUUGCUUUAAAAUCAUCAUGUACUCAAUUCAGCCGCAGCACUCCCACCUGGUUAUCCAGCAGCUCCUGAGCCACCUGGAUGCCAACAGCCGCAGCGCGGCCACGGUGCGCGCGGGCAUCGUGGAGGUCCUGUCGGAAGCUGCGGUCAUUGCCGCCACCGGCUCUGUCGGGCCCACGGUGCUGGAGAUGUUCAACACUCUGCUGAGGCAGCUGCGGCUCAGCAUCGACUACGCCCUGACCGGGAGCUACAACGGGGCGAUCAGCCUGGGCACCAAGAUCAUCAAGGAGCACGAAGAGCGCAUGUUCCAGGAGGCUGUCAUCAAGACCAUAGGCUCCUUUGCCAGCACGUUGCCCACUUAUCAGCGCUCCGAGGUGAUCCUCUUCAUCAUGAGCAAGGUCCCACUGCCUUCCCUGCAUCAUCCCAUGGAGACAGGCAAGACAGGAGAGAACAGGAACCGGCUGACCCAGAUUAUGCUGCUGAAAUCCCUCCUUCAGGUAUCCACAGGUUUCCAGUGCAACAACAUGAUGUCAGCCCUGCCCAGCAACUUCCUGGACCGCCUUCUCUCCACCGCUCUCAUGGAGGAUGCAGAGAUCCGCCUCUUCGUUCUAGAGAUUCUCAUCAGUUUCAUUGAUCGUCAUGGCAACCGCCACAAGUUCUCUACCAUCAGUACCCUCAGUGACAUCUCUGUCCUGAAGCUGAAAGUGGACAAGUGCUCCCGACAGGACACCGUCUUCAUGAAGAAGCACUCCCAGCAGCUCUACAGACACAUCUACCUGAGCUGUAAGGAGGAGACGAACAUCCAGAGGCACUAUGAGGCGCUCUACAGCUUGCUGGCUCUCGUCAGCAUUGAGCUGGCCAAUGAGGAGGUGGUGGUGGACCUCAUCCGCCUGGUGCUGGCCGUUCAGGACGUGGCCCAGGUCAAUGAAGAGAACCUGCCUGUGUACAACCGCUGUGCCCUCUACGCUCUGGGCGCGGCCUACCUGAACCUCAUCAGCCAGCUCACAGCAGUCCCUGCCUUCUGCCAGCACACCCAUGAGGUGAUAGAGACCAGGAAGAAGGAGGCUCCAUACAUGCUCCCUGAGGAUGUGUUUGUGGAGAGGCCCAGGUUGUCCCAGAAUCUUGACGGAGUAGUGAUUGAGUUCCUCUUCCGCCAGAGCAAGAUCAGCGAAGUCCUGGGGGGCAGCGGCUACAAUUCCGACAGGCUCUGCCUGCCCUACAUCCCUCAGCUGACAGAUGAGGAUCGCUUAUCCAAGAGGAAGAGUAUUGGAGAAACCAUUUCCCUGCAGGUGGAGGUAGAAUCUAGGAACAGCCCAGAGAAGGAGGAGCGAGUGCCUGCCGAGGAGAUCACCUAUGAGACGCUAAAGAAGGCCAUCGUGGACAGCGUGGCAGUCGAGGAGCAGGAACGUGAACGGCGGCGACAGGUGGUGGAGAAGUUCCAGAAGGCACCCUUUGAGGAGAUCGCAGCACACUGUGGGGCCCGGGCAUCACUGCUACAGAGCAAACUCAAUCAGAUCUUCGAAAUCACCAUCCGGCCCCCUCCGAGCCCAUCAGGCACCAUCACCGCAGCCUAUGGCCAGCCUCAGAACCACUCCAUCCCCGUCUACGAGAUGAAGUUUCCCGAUCUGUGCGUAUACUGAAUUCCAGAAGACGGAGCG
Molecule: messenger RNA, 2434 nt
Organism: Neomonachus schauinslandi (Hawaiian monk seal)
Lineage: Eukaryota; Metazoa; Chordata; Mammalia; Carnivora; Phocidae
Gene: EFR3B
Product: EFR3 homolog B
Exons: 22
Coding region: 68-2416 (782 amino acids)
Biological process (GO): protein localization to plasma membrane
Cellular component (GO): plasma membrane
Source: RefSeq, a predicted model, not a curated record